Messenger RNA from [Torrubiella] hemipterigena, 1511 nucleotides. NCBI's taxonomy places the organism in Eukaryota, Fungi, Ascomycota, Sordariomycetes, Hypocreales, Clavicipitaceae. The record is from the annotation of a GenBank genome assembly.
AACCACCGCUAUCCUUGUGAAUUGUACCAGAGACUACAAGUGAAACCAUAUCCAUACCCGUGAAAGGACCUGGUUCCUGCUCUUUCAACUAUCAAAGUCGACGCGCUACCUCCGAAGCUCUUUUUUUUUUUAAUUGUCCGACGCUCUCCCAACCGCUGGCGCGAGCAGCCAUGGCAAAUCCGGCGCUAAACUUCAUCACUUUCAAUCAAGACUACAGCUGUCUUGCUGUCGGGACAUCCAAAGGAUUUCGUAUUUACCACACCGAUCCAUUCUCUCGCAUUUUCAGUAGUGAUGAUGGCAACAUUGCUAUCAUUGAAAUGCUCUUUUCGACGUCUCUUGUCGCUCUUGUCCUAUCGCCCCGGCACCUAGUAAUACAGAAUACUAAAAGAGCGUCAACCAUUUGCGAACUCACAUUCCCGUCAGCGGUUCUCGCAGUUCGACUCAACAGAAAGCGAUUGGCCGUGAUUUUGGAGGAAGAAAUUUAUCUCUAUGACAUCAGUAACAUGAGCCUUAUUUAUACCAUACCGACAUCCCCAAAUCCGUCAGCCAUCUGCGCUUUGUCUCCUUCGUCUGAGAAUUGCUACAUCGCAUACGCAUUGCCAAAACCACGGGAAGAGCCGGAGUCACGAAGGCCCUCACAUGCUCCUCCUCAGUCGACCUACGUCCCACCAACAUCUGGUGAGGUUCUCGUCUUCGAUACACUCACCCUAAAGGCUGUCAAUGUUAUUGAAGCCCAUCGUUCACCGCUAUGCUGUAUAUGCCUCAACAGCGAUGGUACGCUUCUGGCCACAGCUAGCGAGACUGGAACCAUCAUACGAGUAUUUUCUGUGCCACGUGGGCAAAAAUUAUAUCAAUUUCGCCGUGGCACCUAUCCGUCUACCAUCUACAGCAUGUCAUUCAACCUGAGCUCAACCCUGCUGUGCGUUUCAUCGACAUCCGAUACUGUUCAUAUAUUCCGCUUAGGGGCCCCAGUUACCAAUUCCAAUCCUACCAUAACAUCACCAGAGUCACCUGCUAGACAAGACCGUUGGUCACGAAGGCGCAGCCAGGAUGAUGAAGACGGUAGAUUAGGUAGCCUCGCGACGGACUCUCCCAGAACAGAUUCCGAUGACCUUGGCAGCAGUCCAAGUACGAAAUCAACGCGAAGGCAGAGCGACUCCUUCAGCAACAUGCUUCGUCGUUCAUCCCAAAUAAUGGGGCGAGGGGUGGCAGGUGUCGUGAGCUCAUAUCUACCCCAAUCAGUGACUGAAAUGUGGGAGCCGAUACGAGACUUUGCUUUUAUUAAAAUCCCAAAGUCAUCAUCUGGUGCCAGUUCAAGCUUAUCGGGAAGCCCCCUCAGAAGCGUUGUUGCCAUGAAUAACAGCAGCCCUCAAGUGAUGGUAGUCACUAGCGACGGCGGGUUUUAUGUUUAUAAUAUCGAUAUGGAGCAAGGAGGAGAAGGAUACUUAGUCAAGCAGUUUUCUGUAUUGGAAGGGGACGAUAAACUAGACGCCGUAAACUAUGGGACAUAG